This is a messenger RNA of Rubroshorea leprosula, 681 nucleotides long. Lineage: Eukaryota; Viridiplantae; Streptophyta; Magnoliopsida; Malvales; Dipterocarpaceae. The record is from the annotation of a GenBank genome assembly.
UCUGCCUUGCUUUACCUUCAUGAAGAAUGGGAGCAGCUAGACUGCAUGAUCAUGGUGCGAAGCCAGGGACUACUAACCUGGUGGGAACUAUAGGAUAUCUUGCUCCAGAGCUUACCAGAACCGGGAUGGCAAGUACUAGCACUGAUGUGUUUGCUUUCGGGGCAUUUCUGCUUGAAGUAGCCUGCGGAAGGAGGCCUAUAGAGCAAUGGAGACAGCCUGAAGAAGUAUUCUUGAUUGAGUGGAUCACAAAAUGCUGGAAAAGAGGAGCUAUUUUUGAUGCUUGUGAUCCAAGAUUGGAAGGGAAUUUUCCAGUGGAGGAAAUGGAGUUGGUUCUGAAACUGGGACUGCUAUGUUCACAGUCACAGCCAUCAGCCAGGCCUAGCAUGAGGCAAGUGCUCCAGUGCCUCAAUGGGAAUACCAGUUUGCUGGAUUUUUCACCAGAGAACAUUGAAAAUGGUAUGGCCACGUCAAACAAUGAAGCAUUUUCUGAUUUCAUAAUGUCAUUUCCUUCUUCUAAUUCCCUUGCCACCACUGACUCAAUCCUCAACAAUGGGCGUUAAAUCUUUGAACUUCAGCGGUUGAAAGGUGUUUCAGUUUUUCAGCAUUAUAAGGAUGUUUUUGACAGUUUCAACUUCUUGUAGUUAGUAAUAAAAUUGUUAGCAAUAAAAUUAUUAUUAUUAU